AUGAAUAAAAAACAUCUAGUUGAUGAGAUGAUUAUAAUAAGAGAAGAAAUGAGAAAUAUCAAUGUAAAUAUUAAUUGUUAAAAAAGAAUAGAAUAUAAACAACUAAUUCUUCAAAAAUCUUUGAAUGUGUACCUAUUUAAAAUAGAAAUGAAAAGAUAAGAAAAUAUUGUUAUUAAUUGGUUGCUUUAAGACCAAAAUUAUUUAGAAAGUAUUUUGUAUCAGAAUAAUACAUACAUGAAUUAUUGAAUAGAAUGGAUUAUGAAAAACUACUUUAAAUUUCAUUGAAGUUUAUCGUUAAAUAUUUAUAGAAUUAAGAAGAUGAAUAAAGUUAAAUUAAUGAAUCUACAUCACCUACUAAUAUUAAAGAUGUUGAUAGAGUCACUAAAAUAAUUAAGGAUAUUGUAUCACCAAUAAGGACUAAAAUAAUUUCAUAAGCCUAAUUCUUUGAUCAUCAAUUAAAAUGUAUUCAUAAAUCAUGUUAAACUUAAUCUUCAAAUUAAGAUACAUAAUCAAAGAAUAAUUUUAAUUUAGGCAUUAGAUAAUAAUCAUCUAUAUUAUCAUCUAUAUAAUAAGAUAAUUUAAAUUCACCUAAAUUUAAUGAAAAUAUAAUAAAUGUCAUUGAUGAGAUCUCAUUUGAAAGAUCUUCAUUAAAAAAAGAUAAUCAAAAUAUGAAAUAAUAAUUUGAAUAAUAAGAAAAUCUUCAAAAUUAAAAAUUAAAUCAAUCCUAAAUAAAAGAUUAAAAAGUCAAUUAUGAUAUUAGUGUAAUAACUACUCCAAAAUAAAAAGAAUUAGAUAAUUAUAAAUAGACAUAAAAUACAAGUAUGAAUAGUUCAUUCAAAGAUACAAAAAGAAAAUUGAACAAUAAAUCUAUGCUAUAAUUGAAACAUCUCGAAAAAUUAGAAGAUAAAAGAUUUCCUAAGAAAGAAGUUCCAUAUACUAUGUUAUCUGUUGAUUAUGUACGUAAGAGAAGGAAAACACCUGAAAAAAAUAGAGGCUUUAAUAUCAUUACAAAUUAUUGA
Paramecium pentaurelia is the source of this 1019-nucleotide messenger RNA. NCBI's taxonomy places the organism in Eukaryota, Ciliophora, Oligohymenophorea, Peniculida, Parameciidae. The record is from the annotation of a GenBank genome assembly.